UGCUCCUGUUCUUAGGCAGAUUAAUAGGCACCUGAGCGGACAAAUAACAGUACUACAUCUUCUUCACACCCUUUUGACAGACCUUUGAGAUUGCAAAAUAUUUUUGGAAAACUAUUGUUGGGGAAAAAAAAGAUUCCUGCCGGAUCAGACGAGGGCAAUUUUUCAGGCUGGAACAAACCAGCACUCACAUGAACACAUUAGCAGCUCAUACCUAAAUGCUGAUGGGACAUUUUUUAGAAUGUGAUAAGUGUGAAAUAACCUGUAGUUUUAUCAGUCUUGGUUGCUGCCUACUCCUUCUAAAAAAAGGUUGAUUGUCAUCAUUAAGUUGCAGGUUUCAGAGGCUGCCUAGUCGAUCCGUUCGCUCUGUUGUCUGGGAAUAAAGAAGUGUCCCAGAUCAUGGCUCCCUGGCCUGAGGUGGAAAAGCCUGAAACUAAUAACUAUAUUGGGGACUCUUCCAAACAAAACCAGAAUAUGUCUGGGAAAGAAGGAGAAAAUCACAAAGGCAACGUGGCUUCACUUGGAAAUAAAGGGGAAAUUCAACCUGCGUUUUCCACGAUAGCCUUGAUAGAUGAGACGAGGCCAGAAGAAGAGGACCCAUGGGCUCUGCCAGAACUACAGGAUACUGGGGUCAAGUGGUCAGAACUGGAUACAAAAGGAAAAGUCAUUCGUGUGCUCUAUGGGAUAGGGAAGUUUAUUAUGCUACUUGGAUUACUCUACAUGUUCGUGUGUUCUCUGGAUGUACUGAGCUCUGCUUUUCAGCUGGUAGGAGGUAAAGCAGCAGGGGACAUUUUUAAAGACGAUUCAGUGCUGUCUAAUCCUGUUGCGGGACUGGUGAUUGGAGUUUUGGUGACCGUUAUGGUCCAGAGCUCCAGCACUUCUUCAUCCAUUGUGGUCAGCAUGGUGUCUUCCACAUUGCUGACUGUUAAAGCAGCUAUUCCUAUCAUUAUGGGGGCAAACAUUGGCACCUCAGUUACAAACACGAUUGUGGCACUUAUGCAAGCUGGGGACAGGAAUGAAUUUAGAAGGGCCUUUGCUGGGGCAACAAUACAUGAUUUCUUUAACUGGCUUGCUGUGUUUGCACUGUUGCCUGUUGAAGUUAUUACUGGCUAUCUUUACCAUCUCACCAAUGUUAUAGUUGACUCCUUUCAACUUGAAAGUGGUGAGGAUGCCCCCGAGCUACUGAAAGUUAUCACAGAUCCCUUUACAAAGCUCAUCAUUGAGCUUGAUAAAUCAGUAAUAAAUGCUAUUGCUACAAACGAUGAAUCUGCAAAAAACAAAAGCCUGGUACAGAUUUGGUGUGUAACUGAGACCAAUGUGACACUGCAGAAUGUCACAAUUCCACCUUCAGAAAACUGUACAUCUUCUGACCUUUGUUGGGUUGAAGGAAAUACGACAUGGACCCUCAAGAACAUAACUGAAACAGAAUACAUCAGUAAAUGCCAGCAUCUCUUUGCAAACUCAGACCUGCCUGAUCUUGGCAUUGGUCUCAUCCUUCUGGCUUUGUCCCUGCUUGUUCUAUGCUCCUGUUUGGUGAUGAUCGUUAAGCUGUUAAACUCUGUGCUUAAAGGACAAGUGGCCAGCAUUAUCAAGAAGACCAUCAACACUGAUUUCCCGUUCCCUUUCACUUGGCUGGCUGGAUACCUGGCUAUGCUCGCAGGGGCUGGUAUGACUUUUGUUGUCCAAAGCAGUUCUGUGUUCACAUCUGCUAUUACACCUCUUGUUGGCAUUGGUGUUAUAAGCAUUGACCGCUCAUAUCCCCUCACCUUAGGAGCUAACAUUGGCACAACCACAACAGCUAUACUUGCAGCUUUAGCAAGUCCUGGGAGUACAUUAAAAUAUUCAUUACAGAUUGCCUUGUGCCACUUUUUCUUCAAUGUGUCGGGGAUUAUUCUGUUUUACCCUCUACCUAUUACUCGGCUGCCAAUCCGCAUGAGUAAGACCUUGGGAAACAUAACAGCACAGUACAGAUGGUUUGCUAUAUUUUAUCUUCUUGUCUGCUUCUUUCUUUUGCCUUUGUUUGUAUUUGGUCUGUCACUGGCAGGCUGGCCAGUCCUCUUGGGUGUUUGCCUUCCCCUGUUUGCUCUUUUUAUGGCUAUGGUUGUAAUUAAUAUCAUGCAGAAGAGGCGACCGCAUUCACUGCCUGAGAAGCUCCAAAACUGGGAUUUCCUACCCAUCUGGUUGCACUCCCUAGAGCCCUGGGACAAUAUACUCAUGGCUUCACUCUCCUUUUGUGGGAAACACUGCUGCGGCUUCUGCAAGUGCUGCAAAGUCAAUGCAGAACAGGAGGGUGCCAAAGACAACCAACUAAAAACCAUGGAGGUUUAUGAGAACACCGUUGCGAUGGCUGAUGAAGAAAGAGGUGGAAGAAGGGCACCAGCUGCAGCUUGUGUUGAAAAAACAGGCACAAACAAUACAGCCUUAUAGUAGUGGAUCAACCCAUGUUAGCAGAGAUGCAGCGUAGGACAGUCAGGCUCUUGAAAACCACCUUGGACAAUGCACUGAGGACAGAGUGAACAUUUUAUUAGCUUUCUUCAGCCAGUGAUACAUCACUCAUCAAGGAAUGGAGUCAAACAAGCUUGACAGAGUCCCUAGAAAAUCUAUGAUCAGUUGAAAAGCUAAUGACAGAUUUGCUUACAGAGGAUCCACUAUGCAGUACCUUCAUCCAAUGCUAUCAGUAGCAAACAAAAGAAAUCCUGAUGAAGUCCCAUGAAGAGAGGGAUGAAAGGAGCGGUGAUCGAUUCAAACAUAUUUAAAACACAAACAAACAAACAAUGUAUUUGUAGAACAGCCUGUAGAACAGCCUUUCUGACCUACUGGCUUAUUCAGCAAAAGUUACUUUAUAAUAGCUAAAAAAUCUCUAGAAAUGGGGGGGAAAAAAAGAAAAAAGUUUUCAUUGGCCUGUUUGCAGUGGUCAAAAUGGAAAAUAGUAGUUUUCUCAGUAUGGACAAAAUCUAUUCUAUAUAUGUGAAGGAAAACAGAAUGCUGGGAUAGCCUUCAAAAGCUCUAGCAGUCCUACUCUGGCAUAAGGGUGUGCAUAAGCGGAUUCUGAGAACUCUCCAUCUCUUUCAACACCAGAGACAGGAGUUAUAAUGUCUUCUUAUCUCAUAAAGGCCAUAAAAGUAACUGCUGAUCCUUCAGCCUGUUGAAGCUUAAGCACUGUGUUUGGAGACACUGGGUGGCUAUCAAAGGGCUUGAUGGACUCAGGAUAUGGUUCUGUGGCCACUUCUCUCUCUAGGUGAUCCUUUCCAAUCCCAUUUACCAUGUGAUUCCCAGAGAAAUGAUGCAGGAGGGAGGCCAGUGUAGGGGGAGAAACAGCCACUGAAGCCUGGGCUGACAACAAGAUAUCUGUGUGCAAUGGUGUCUCCAUCAGGCUGAGCCACCAAAUGACUUUUCAGAGUAGUGUUGAGCUACAAAAGAGGGAACCUGGAGAGGUGAGUUUACUGAAGAGCAAGGAGAACUCAGUCUGCACCAUAACUUUGUGCUCAGAACCACUCUCCUUGGCAAUUGUGUGUAGCAAACCAAAAUCCAAAUCAAAUCCAAAAGCAGUGUAGUCACUUCCAUGUAUAGUCAAUCCAUUGAUAGUGUAGGAUGGUGGGAAGCUGCUUAUACUAAAAUCUCACCACUACUGAUGUCUUAGUAAAUGCUUGUGAGUCUGCUCUGUGUCAGGGACUGACAAAAGGCAUAAUUUCAAUGUUAGAGAAAGAGCAUUUCAGAGAUGCACUGAGUACUUCUCCUGACCUUCGAGAGCUUAGAUAGCAGUGGGUAUCUGAUAAUGUCUGAAGUCCAAUCACCAACAUUAAAAAAUAAAUAAAUAAAACUAGGUGGCUGAGCGUAAGCCAAAGGUCGUUUAAAGCCAGUUUACAUGGAGGAGUUGUAGAUUAAAUUUGUAAUGGGAAUGCUAAGAAAGACCGCUAGCUUAACAUAGCCGCUCAGUGCUUCCAAAACACAUUUACUUCUGAAUAGUUGUUUGUUUUCUGCAGAGCUAUGGAAUUCACUAGGUUGCAUUCAUCUAUCAGGUAGACAUGCACGUUUUAGAAGUAAAAAUUGGUUUUGUUUAAUUUUUUAAACUGACAUUGAAACUGGCAAGCUAUGUUGCUGAAAAUUGCAUUCAUACUGAGAUUCCAACUGCUUCUGUAACGAUGAGCCAGUGGCAAAAUGUUUAGAAUCAGAGCGAAUUUCCAAAAGCAUCUGGUUUUGGUAUAGUUCUGCUUUUUGGGGGUUUAGUAGCAGAGAGCAGAGUUAUGCCAAACUAUUUUAAAAAGUAUUUUCCUUGUCCUUCAUAUGGAUGAAACAGAAUUUUGUCAGCAUCUCAUUUUUAAAGUGGGAUUUUGAUAUCUUCAGUAACUCUUCAUCAUUUUAUCCUCACAGCUGCGGAUGUUUUCUGAAUCUGUCUUUAAACCCCAGCAUGCAUUUCCCACACUCUCUUUCUUUGGGAAAAAGAUGAGAAAGAUAUCCAGAAUUCUUUCCAAGUUAUCUCAAGUUUCCACUGACCACCCAUCGAAACAGGAAACAUGUUGAUCCACUUUUACUCGUUUCUUAAAUGACAUGCACCUUAUAUCUUGAAGUAAAGCCAUCAAGCACAGUGAUAAUAAUUGUAGGAAAGCAGUUCUUACAAAAGAAUCGGGGUAAUAAUUAAUAGUCUGACAUAUUAGUACUUCAUGGUUCCUCCUUGUAACAUUUCCCCUGUGAUUUAUUCAGUUCCUAGUCUCCUUUCCCCUUGCUCCAGGCAUAUUGUGCCAUUGUUUUAGGCAGAUUCUGACAAGGAUGUCUGUUUAACACUUGACAGCACAAUGUGUCCUGGUGUAUUCUCUCCCCUACUCUUACCAAAAGAUAUUUACACUUUGUUUAUCAUUGUUUGAGUGUACAGAAUUUUUCAUAAGUUAUACAGAAAAAAAGGCUCGUGAUUGUGUUAUAUAUUCCGUAUUUGAAAACUAUGCAAUGUUUAUCUAUAAAAAUGUAAAAAGGAACUAGUGUAUAUUUUGUAAUAUAACUUUUCCAAUUGUUUGUAACUGUGUAUACCGUGUAUUACGGAGGCUGUCGCCUCCAUCAACGGGUUACGUAAGGAUUGUGAGCAAUGCAGAGACAGUUUUCUUAAAGUAAAGACAUAAAACACCCACAUACUUUCAUAAUAUGGCUUAAUGCACAAGGAUCUUGAAUGCUGCUUUUCUAAAUUAUUAGAAUUUUCUGUAAUGAUGGAUUUUGGAAAGACGAGAUUUCUAAAAUACUUUUUUACACUCUUAAACACUGCAAUCUUUCAACUGUCCUGAGGACGGUAUGAGGCUUUAUACUUUGUCUUGAAUAUUCUUCUUGUCUGUCCUCAUGCAUUGAAUGUAAAAAUAAAGAGAAGUUUUAAAAAAAGGCCUUUUCAUAAGAUCUGUUUAUAUACAUAUCACAGAAGCUUGCUAAAAAAUAAGUAUGAAGACAAGUUCUAGUCUGAGCUGAUGCGAUGUACAAAAACCGAGGCUGGCGACAAACACUAAA
Molecule: messenger RNA, 5481 nt
Organism: Colius striatus (speckled mousebird)
Lineage: Eukaryota; Metazoa; Chordata; Aves; Coliiformes; Coliidae
Gene: SLC34A2
Product: solute carrier family 34 member 2
Exons: 14
Coding region: 397-2424 (675 amino acids)
Biological process (GO): intracellular phosphate ion homeostasis; sodium-dependent phosphate transport
Cellular component (GO): vesicle; apical plasma membrane; brush border
Molecular function (GO): sodium:phosphate symporter activity
Source: RefSeq, a predicted model, not a curated record